Messenger RNA from Dromiciops gliroides (monito del monte), 2340 nucleotides. It is a transcript of the gene S100B, whose product is annotated as S100 calcium binding protein B. Gene Ontology annotation, biological process: positive regulation of canonical NF-kappaB signal transduction; positive regulation of cell population proliferation. The transcript has 3 exons. Gene Ontology annotation, cellular component: cytoplasm; nucleus. Gene Ontology annotation, molecular function: S100 protein binding; zinc ion binding; RAGE receptor binding. Bases 177 to 455 code for a protein of 92 amino acids. Lineage: Eukaryota; Metazoa; Chordata; Mammalia; Microbiotheria; Microbiotheriidae. The record is from RefSeq and is a predicted model, not a curated record.
CUUCUCCCGGCCCUCAUUGGUUGGCUCCCAUCUGCAGCGGGGCUGCAUUCAUGUCAAUAGGCCUUCUCCACCCCUAGGAGAAGAAUAAGAAGCCAGUGUCUGGCAGCUCUCAGCCACAGGAAGAACAGUGACAGAAAACCUCAGGCAGCCGCAGGAAGGAGGAUCUGAGCUUCACCAUGUCGGAUCUGGAGAAAGCCAUGGUGGCUAUCAUCGAGACAUUCCACCAGUACUCUGGGAAGGAGGGUGACAAACACAAGCUGAAGAAGUCGGAGCUGAAGGAGCUUAUCAACAAUGAACUCUCCCACUUCUUAGGGGAGAUCAAGGAGCAGGAGACAGUGGACAAAGUCAUGGAGACCCUGGAUGCUGAUGGAGACUCUGAAUGCGACUUCCAGGAAUUUGUGGCCUUCAUCGCCGUGAUCACCUCCGCGUGCCAUGAAUUUUUUGAACACGAGUGAAACCCCCAAGAAGUUCCAUUUGUAACAAGGUCGAGCAAAGACCCAGUUGGAAUCUUAAGCAAAGCAGCAAAGCAGAGCUUGGGGUCUGGUAGGACCCCAGCUGGCCAGCCCCCUAGGUAGCUUACUUAGUAGGAAGUUUGAUGCGCUUUAUGAUAGAAACAGGAGAGUUUGUGCCAGGACCAUCUCCAAGUGCCUCCUUCACUCUCCUCAGCCUUUCUUUCUGUCCCUGCCCGCAGAGAACCUAGGUCCCUCCUGCUGUCCCAUCAGUUGGCCAUACCUAAUGGCCAACUACAACCUGCAGAAAAGGUCUCACUUCCUUUUGUGAGUGCUAAGCAAAGGCAAGAUGUCUGAUUGAGCCAAGAUGGUUGAGCCUACCAUGGGGCAUGGGGGCACGGACAGCGCCAACACCAGCGGAGGGUCCCUGAGGCUUCCCUAGCUCCUUCUAGGCCUCCAUAUUUAGGGCCAAAUGGUUUCUCUGUCCUCAAAUUUGCUUUCGAUAGCCAGAAAGGGAAACCAAAGUAAUUAGAUAAUAUCAUCACACAACUCUGCAAACCAGGACAAGGAUGGGAAUAUUUCGGAUCUCCACUCCUAUGGGAAUGGGAGCCCCUGGAAGGCCAGCUUUGUAACUUCAGCCCAGAGGACAGUGCCUUGUACACAGAAAGUGCUUAAUCAAUGCUUGUUGGAUGUUGAAUGACCAUGGCUAUGUAGCAGUGGAUUUUCCCAUAAUAAGUCACGAGUAAUCAACUGAGUAAUACAAAAUAGAACUAAUAGAACCAAAGCAGAUUGAAUAUAAUUAUACCUUAUAAGCUCCCAAAGUUCUGGAAGCCUUAACUUUAAUCUGUCAAAGCUGUAAAAGAAUUCCCAAUCCUAUAUUCAUUCACUAAUUCACUCACUCAUUCAACAACCAUUUCUUUUGGGUGAGUCACUUGACUCAGGCUAUUUCUUUUGGGAUUUCAGUAUUUUUUUUUUGGUGGUGAGAACAGCUGUGAUGAGGGAGGGAGGUGGGCAGCAUAUUACUACAUUGGAAAGUGCCUGGAUCAGGGAUCAGAAGACCCAAGUUCUGCUCCAUUUGCUGUGUGACCUUGGGCAAGUCUCUUUCCUGGGCUGUAGAAUGAAGGGGUUGGCCUCAGUGACCUCUUUUGUCCUUCUAGUUCUAACCUUCUGUAAACAUCUGGUCUUGCUCUUGAAAAAAAGCAAAAACAAACAAUUCCCCAAAACAAACAAGAAAGAAAUCCCAACUUGCCUACAAUCUACUGAAGAGGGUCUUCACUCUUCAUCCAAGCCUGAAUAUCAGCUACCCAGAUUAGACAAUGGAGAAUGCACCCCCUUGGCAUCAUUUUGGAGCAGAUGACCCCCGCUGGCAAUAGGCAUGUUAAUAAGUUUCCCAAUGACUCUUUGUGCUUUGGUAGUCUGCUGUCUGGCAGAUGGUUGGGCUUCCAUUGGUCUUCAGAGGUUAGGUCUGGGUCCCAAUUCUGGGAUCUGCUCCUUCAGUUUUAUGGAAUUGUCCUUUGUGGUCUUUGUUAUGUGGUUGAAUAAGUUGAAGCAAGUUGAGAGAUGCCCCUCCUGUGGUCCCCCCUCAGUGGCAAACUUGAGUGAGGGAUGUGUGGCCAUGCACACCUGGCAGUGGUUUGUCUCUAUCCAGCCUAGAUGGUGGUCAUGUGCCCACAGCCAAAUGUCAGAUGCCUCAUUUGGCGUCAUCAAACCCUGGAUUCCAAGUGAGGCCAUUUCGCAAAGUCACAGAUGCAAGGAAGGAUUGAUUGGGAAAUGGAAAUGGUGUGUUCUCAGCUUUGUCAUGUUUUGUAUUGGGGGCAGGCCUUGGAAAGUCAUGGGUGGGUUGACAAGGGACUCUGUACUCUCAUCAAAUAAACACUGCAUUCCUCCAGUG